UUAUACUUUUUUUUUGUUUGCUUUUAAAUAAAUUGAGAGAAGAAUGAGAGAUCCUUCUUCGAUUCCAGCGAAGGAAAAGCGUAUUCCUCGUGAGCACUAACUUCUCACUCUUCUUCUUCUUCUUCACUCUGCGUUCACACAAUCCUCACCCUCCCCAUCAAAGCUCGGAGGAGGUUUCGAGGGGGGGUGGUUUCGUCUUUGUGUGAGGAUGACGUCGGAUGGGGCUACGUCGACAUCAGCAGCUGCUGCGGCGGCGGCGGCGAGGAGGAAACCGUCGUGGAGAGAGAGGGAGAACAAUCGGAGGAGAGAGAGACGGAGGAGAGCCGUAGCUGCGAAGAUAUACACAGGGCUUAGAGCUCAAGGCGAUUAUAAUCUUCCCAAACAUUGCGAUAACAAUGAGGUGCUCAAGGCUCUCUGUGCUGAAGCUGGUUGGGUUGUUGAAGAAGAUGGCACCACUUAUCGCAAGGGAUGCAGGCCUCAACCUGGUGAGAUAGGUGGAACAUCGUCUCGAGUGACGCCAUACUCAUCACAAAACCAGAGCCCUCUUUCUUCAGCCUUUCAAAGUCCCAUACCUUCUUACCAAGUCAGCCCAUCUUCCUCUUCUUUCCCGAGUCCUUCCCGUGGUGAAGCCAACAACAACAUCUCCACAUUCUUCCCCUUCAUCAGAAAUGGUGGCAUCCCUUCCUCUCUUCCUUCCCUCAGAAUCUCAAACAGCUGCCCCGUUACUCCACCACUCUCAACAUCUCCAACUUCCAAGAAUCCUAAACCUUUGCCUAACUGGGAAUCUAUCGCUAAGCAGUCCAUGGCAAUCGCUAAACAGUCGAUGUCUUCUUUUAACUAUCCUUUCUAUGCUGUUUCUGCACCUGCUAGUCCGACUCAUCGGCCAUUUCAUACUCCGGCGACUAUACCUGAAUGUGACGAGUCUGACUCUUCGACUGUUGAUUCUGGUCAUUGGAUAAGCUUUCAGAAGUUUGCACAACAACAGCCAUUCUCUGCAUCUAUGGUGCCAACCUCUCCUACCUUCAAUCUUGUGAAACCUCCCGCACCUCAGCAUAUGUCUCCAAAUGCUGCUGCGCUCCAAGAGAUUGGCCAAAGCUCUGAAUUUAAGUUUGAGAACAGUCAAGUUAAGCCUUGGGAAGGAGAAAGGAUACAUGAUGUCGGUAUGGAGGAUCUGGAGCUUACACUUGGAAACGGUAAAGCUCAUGGUUGAUUGAUUGUGAGAAGCUAUUCUUCUUGAGUAUCUGGAUCUUCAUAUAUGGUUCUUCACUUACUAUCCAAAUAUGCGGCAAAAAAGCCUUCUCCAUGUAAGCAUUGGAGUUUGGAGUGUUAGUGUCGUUGUUUAAUUCAUGAAUUUGGUUUUCAAAAGCAUUAUUUGUAGAUAAGAAAUUUUAAGAUGUAUGAUUAUUCUGUUCCGUUACAACUGUUAAAUUAAUUAGUGGUUUGAAACUGUUUUGUGUCUUUGUCUUGUCAAAUUGAUUAGUGAUGUAUCAUGUCUUCAGCACAUUGUGCUUCUCAGCAUCAAAAUCCAAAAUUUGCAGAACAUAUGCUUUUUACAA
Molecule: messenger RNA, 1556 nt
Organism: Eutrema salsugineum
Lineage: Eukaryota; Viridiplantae; Streptophyta; Magnoliopsida; Brassicales; Brassicaceae
Product: protein BRASSINAZOLE-RESISTANT 1
Exons: 2
Coding region: 209-1210 (333 amino acids)
Biological process (GO): brassinosteroid mediated signaling pathway; DNA-templated transcription
Molecular function (GO): DNA-binding transcription factor activity
Source: RefSeq, a predicted model, not a curated record